AAGAAUAAGAUUUGGGCGCACGCGCAGUGGCCCAGUAGUGUGUUGUAGCCAAGUAGACGGUAGCGGUUCAAAGUACGUGGCAGAAAGCUUUCAAUAUGGAGAUAGCCGCACUUGUCGCCUUGACUGUGUUGCUGGGUGCGCUGGUUGUCUUAGUCGCGUUGGCGGUGGGCAGACGGAAAGAAGAAAUCCGAGAGGAACUGGAGCAGGCAGCGGAGUUUGCCGCUGAAGGCAGCGCCGUGAAGGGCCCAGCGUCCAAGAGGCAGAAGCAGGAGAAGCAGCGCAACCGGAAGGAAAAAGCUUCACAGCACAGUUUCAGUCAUCCGCUGCUGGCUGCUUCACUGAAGAGCCACAGUGGGAACGUGACCUGCCUCGAUUUCAGCAGCAAUGGGAAGUACCUGGCGUCAUGUGCCGACGACCGCACUGUGCGGAUCUGGAGCACCAAAGACUUCCUGGAUCGGGAACACAAGUGUCUGAGGGCCAACGUGGAGCUGGACCAUGCCACACUAGUCCGCUUCAGCCCAGACUCCAGGGCGUUUAUCACCUGGCUGGCGAAUGGAGACGCCAUCCGAAUCUUUAAAAUGGUGAAAAAGGAGGACGGCACUUUAAGCUUCAAAGCUGCCCCUGAGGACUUUCCACAGAAACACAAGGCCGCCAUCCUCAACAUUGGCAUUGCAGAAACAGGCAAGUUCAUCAUGAGCGCCUCCACCGACACCAGCAUCCACAUCUGGGACCUGAAAGGAGAGGUACUGGCCUCCAUCAACACUAACCAGAUAACCAAUUCUUAUGCUGCCAUCUCCCCAUGUGGCAGGUUUGUAGCAUCAUGUGGCUUCACUCCUGAUGUGAAGGUGUGGGAGGUCUGCUUCGGGAAGGGAGGAGAAUUCAAAGAGGUGGUGCGAGCUUUUGAUUUGAAGGGCCACUCUGCAGGAGUUCACUCGUUCGCCUUUUCCAAUGACUCUCACAGAAUGGUGACUGUCUCCAAAGAUGGUACGUGGAAGCUGUGGAAUACAGACGUGGAGUACAAAAAGCAGCAGGAUCCCUACCUCCUGAAGACCGUGCCCUGUGCAUCAUCUGAAGGUAGCCGCGUGGCCUUGUCUCCAGACGGCCGGGUGGUGGCCAUCAGUGACGGCUCCAAUGUGGCUUUGUACGAUGCUGCCAGUGGCCAACAGGAAGAGGAGCUGCAUGGCAUCCACAGUGGGGAGAUCACCGACCUCAGAUUUGACAUUAACGGGCGCUUCUUGGUGUGCAGCGGCGACAAGGCCAUCCGAGUGUUUCAUAAUGCCCCGGGCUACCGGGCAGCCAUCAGAGACAUGCAGGACAUGCUGAAGAAGGCCCAGAACGAGGGCAUGAAGCAGAGACUGCAGCAGCAGAUCAAAGAGGCUCAGAACACCCUGGACACUGUGCUGGCAGGUUCCGUUGAGUGAAAGAAAUCCAACAAACCAUAAUGUGAUUGCGAUGUCUGACUCUGACGCCUUUCUGCAACCUCAGCUCUCCCUCUGCCGAUAAAUCUGGCCAUGGCAUAACGGAAUUUGCAUGCAGUUUUAAUAAAGAAUCUUUUUAUGCAAAA
Scatophagus argus is the source of this 1564-nucleotide messenger RNA. It is a transcript of the gene tbl2, whose product is annotated as transducin beta like 2. The transcript is spliced from 7 exons. The record is from RefSeq and is a predicted model, not a curated record. NCBI's taxonomy places the organism in Eukaryota, Metazoa, Chordata, Actinopteri, Scatophagidae. Gene Ontology annotation, biological process: endoplasmic reticulum unfolded protein response. Gene Ontology annotation, molecular function: protein binding. Gene Ontology annotation, cellular component: endoplasmic reticulum. Bases 96 to 1421 code for a protein of 441 amino acids.